Pectinophora gossypiella (pink bollworm) is the source of this 2060-nucleotide messenger RNA. Its product is annotated as neuronal acetylcholine receptor subunit beta-2-like. The coding region runs from base 50 to 1282 and encodes 410 amino acids. Gene Ontology annotation, biological process: chemical synaptic transmission; nervous system process; monoatomic ion transmembrane transport. The record is from RefSeq and is a predicted model, not a curated record. Gene Ontology annotation, cellular component: synapse; membrane; neuron projection. NCBI's taxonomy places the organism in Eukaryota, Metazoa, Arthropoda, Insecta, Lepidoptera, Gelechiidae. Gene Ontology annotation, molecular function: transmembrane signaling receptor activity; neurotransmitter receptor activity; extracellular ligand-gated monoatomic ion channel activity. The transcript has a single exon.
CAAUAUCUCGCGCGUCUCAUGUUCGGAUUAGUAUCAGUUGUAAACCAACAUGGCUUUAGACAAGAGCUUCGUAUUUUUAUGUUUAUUCAGUGUUGUUUAUUGCAAAGACUGUGUGAUCGACCAUAGAACUGAAGAUUUCUCUUGGGAAGUUCAGCUUUACAAUGACGUGAUCAAAAAGUGUAUAAUGAAAAGCAACCUAUUCAAACCGCCGCCUAACAACAGCACGAACCCUUUAAAUGUUACUCUCAAUUUCAUUGUGAGAAACUUUAGAUUCCUGUCAAAUGAAGAAGUAUUCUCCAUCUACAAUAUGGUCUACAUACAGUGGGUCGAUGAAAGACUGACGUGGGACCCGAAAAAGUACGGAGGAAUUGAGAAGAUGAUAGUAUCCAGUAUGCGUAUUUGGACUCCAGGCUUGCGCCUCUUCAAUACUCUAGACGAGAAUGAAAUUGACUUUCUGUAUUGUAAAUGUUUUCUCGAAUACGAUGGAAAAGUGCAAUGCAUUCCGAGGAUGAGGCACGACGCUGCUUGCAGCUCCAAGCUCGGAAAGUGGCCGUAUGACACCCAAUCAUGCACACUUCAUUUCGGCAAUUGGGAGAAACCUUAUACGUCAGUAGUAUUUACAUUUGCUGGAAUAUCCAUGUUCGGAGCGGAAUACGGAGUUGGAUGGAAUAUAAUUAACUACAAUGUAUCUCAAAAUCCAAAUAAAACAGAACAGAUUUCUAUAACAUUUGAUAUAGAAAGGCAAGCUCCGGGCCUUGUUGUUACUAUUGUAAUGCCAUGCUUCGUCCUCUGUGUUCUUACAUUGACAUCAUUAGUAUUAAAAGUAGAUGGUAUUCGUCUAUCAAUGUCUGGUUUAUGUUUGUUAUUGCAUUACUAUAUUUUGCAGCAAAUCGCGGAAUUUAUUCCGAAGCACAGCGCAGAUCCGCCCAUGAUCCUUUUGUUAGUACGCAGUUCAGCUGUUUUGACUUUUAUAACCAUUCCAUUGACGUGUUUCUUGCAAUACUUAAUGAAUACAGAUAAACCAUUACCAGCUUGGAUAACUAAAGUAAAUGAUUGUGUUCUUAAAACUAAGUUCAAGUUCAUAAUAUGGCCAAGGUGGGAAGAUGACAGCCAAUCAAUAACGCUUUCAGAAAAUUUGACUGAGGGCAAGAAAAUUAAAGGAGAGUGGUUGGAUUUUGCUAAUGUUUUAAAUAGUUUAUUUAUAGUUGUUUUUACAGUAGUUUAUGCCUGUUUCUUCUCUGUGUACAUGUCUAAGUUGACGCCAAUUACAUUUACCUAUUAGGUAGUCCAAAUGUAAAUCUAAUGUUGAAGGCACUACAACGUUUUAUUGUCUUGGUUUACGCAAAGAAGCCGGCAAAAAUAAUAAUAUGAAAUAAAUAAUGUAGCUUUACCUCACGCCCUCAGGAGCUCGGUGGCGCAGCGGUAAACGCGCUCGGUCUGCGAUUGUUAAAGUUAAGCAACUUUCGCAAAGGCCGGUCAUAGGAUGGGUGACCACAAAAAAAAAGUUUUCAUCUCGAGCUCCUCCGUGCUUCGGAAGGCACGUUAAGCCGUUGGUCCCGGCUGCAUCAGCAGUCGUUAAUAACCAUCAAUCCGCACUGGGCCCGCGUGAUGGUUUAAGGCCCGAUCUCCCUAUCCAUCCAUAGGGAGGGCCCGUGCCCCAGCAGUGGGGACGUUAAUGGGCUGAUGAUGACCUAACGCCACGCUUUCUCUUAAAAUAUUUUAGUUUAGUUAAUAGAUAUUAAAACAAUUCAUCUAAAAAAGCAAUAUUGCAAUUUGACAACUGCGCAUAUAAACGUAAGUGGGCAAUUCAAACAAAUGUCAAAUAGCCAUAUUGACUUUUUUAGAUGAAUAGCUUUUAUGUGGCCUUUUUAACUCCCCUGUAGUACUGUACUGUAUGUGUGUGCACCGGGUGAGAGCCUUCAGCGCUCCCCAUUUGUCCGGCCAAGUAGUUAAUGCCAUCUGCGGCAAAUCUACAAUAAGUCACGUCAAAAAAAAAAUGUAUGUGUGUGUGUUUGUGCUGUAGGUUUAUGUUUUAUUAUAAGAAUGAUUAAAAAGAUCGC